Molecule: messenger RNA, 867 nt
Organism: Cryptomeria japonica (Japanese cedar)
Lineage: Eukaryota; Viridiplantae; Streptophyta; Pinopsida; Cupressales; Cupressaceae
Product: endonuclease 4-like
Exons: 8
Coding region: 1-867 (288 amino acids)
Biological process (GO): DNA catabolic process
Molecular function (GO): nucleic acid binding; endonuclease activity
Source: RefSeq, a predicted model, not a curated record
AUGAUGCUCCUAAUAUUGCUCAUAUUUCUUGCCAAGGCACCUGCAACACAAUCAUGGGGGAGUGAGGGGCACUAUAUAACCUGCAAGAUAGCUCAGCCACUUUUAAGUGAAGCAGCUGCAAAUGCAGUGCAAAAACUGCUCCCAAGCUCAGCUGAAGGAGAUUUGGCUUCUGUGUGUUCAUGGGCUGAUACAGUUCGUUCUAUAUAUCCUUGGUCUUCUUCUUUACACUUUGCCAAUCCUCCUAAUGUCUGUAACUAUGACUACACUCGGGACUGCCAUAACACCCAGGGAGAAAAAGAUAUGUGUGUUGCAGGAGCUAUCAACAAUUAUACAUCUCAGUUAGCAAGCUAUGGAGACUUGUCAACAGCAGUGCCAUAUAAUCUGGCAGAAAGUCUGAUGUUCCUUUCCCACUUAAUUGGAGACAUUCAUCAGCCUCUGCAUUUGGGAUUUAUUAGUGAUUUAGGAGGAAACAGAAUCACAGUACAGUGGUACACAGAAGAAACAAAUCUGCAUCACGUGUGGGAUUCGAAAAUCAUAAAUGAAACUUUGAAAGAAUUUUAUGAUCUAGAGGUUUCAGCUAUGAUAGAAGAUCUUCAGAGAAACAUAACAGGGGGAUGGUCAGAUGAGGUGCCCACAUGGGACAGCUGCUCCAAGGACUCUCUGUCUUGUAUUGUAAGAUAUGCAUCGGAGAGUAUUAGCUUGGCUUGCGAAUGGGCAUAUAAAGACGUUACUGCAGACGCUAUUUUGGGAGAUGAUUAUUUCCUCAGUCGGCUUCCAAUUGUAGAAAAGAGACUUGCGCAAGGAGGUGUAAGAUUGGCUGCAACACUCAAUCGGAUUUUCUCUUCUGGGAUCGAUUUUUCUAAGUGA